AUGGGCAGCUUCCAGCUGGAAGACUUUGCGGCGGGCUGGAUCGGAGGUGCAGCCAGUGUCCUUGUUGGACACCCUCUGGACACAGUCAAGACUCGCCUGCAAGCCGGUGUGGGCUACAGGAACACGCUCAGCUGCAUCCGCAUGGUGUACAAGAAGGAGAGUGUGUUUGGCUUCUUCAAGGGCAUGUCCUUCCCCCUCGCCAGCAUCGCUGUCUACAACGCCGUGGUGUUUGGGGUCUUCAGUAACACUCAGCGGUUUCUCAGCCAGCACCGCUGCAGGGACCUUGAAGCCAGCCCAUCCAGCACCCUGUCUGACCUACUCCUGGCCAGCAUGGUGGCUGGUGUAGUCUCUGUCGGGCUGGGUGGGCCUGUGGACCUCAUAAAGAUCCGGCUACAGAUGCAAACACAAUCCUUUCGAGGAGCCAACCUUCAUUUGAAGCCCAGGGCUGUGGCUCUGGGGGAGCAGCCAGUGUACCACGGGCCUGUGCACUGCAUGGCAACCAUAGUGCGGAAUGAGGGCCUGCUGGGCCUAUACCGGGGUGCCAGUGCCAUGCUGCUGAGGGAUGUCCCAGGCUAUUGCCUCUACUUCAUCCCCUAUGUGUUCUUGAAUGAGUGGAUCACACCUGAGGCCUGUGCAGGCCCCAGCCCCUGUGCUGUGUGGCUGGCGGGAGGCCUAGCAGGAGCAAUUUCUUGGGGGACAGCAACUCCUAUGGAUGUCGUGAAAAGUCGACUCCAGGCUGAUGGGGUUUAUUUCAGCAAAUACAAAGGUGUCUUGGACUGUAUCUCCCAGAGUUACCAACAGGAAGGUCUUAAAGUGUUUUUCAGGGGCAUCACUGUGAAUGCUGUGCGGGGGUUCCCCAUGAGUGCAGCCAUGUUCCUUGGCUAUGAGCUGUCACUGCAGGCGAUCCGCGGGGACCACACGGCAACAGAUCCAUGA
Orycteropus afer afer is the source of this 936-nucleotide messenger RNA. NCBI's taxonomy places the organism in Eukaryota, Metazoa, Chordata, Mammalia, Tubulidentata, Orycteropodidae. The record is from RefSeq and is a predicted model, not a curated record.